Mustela lutreola (European mink) is the source of this 2177-nucleotide messenger RNA. It is a transcript of the gene FBXO22, whose product is annotated as F-box protein 22. NCBI's taxonomy places the organism in Eukaryota, Metazoa, Chordata, Mammalia, Carnivora, Mustelidae. Gene Ontology annotation, biological process: regulation of skeletal muscle fiber development; positive regulation of proteasomal ubiquitin-dependent protein catabolic process; protein polyubiquitination. Bases 16 to 1410 code for a protein of 464 amino acids. The transcript has 7 exons. Gene Ontology annotation, molecular function: protein binding. The record is from RefSeq and is a predicted model, not a curated record.
AGCGCUGCAAAUACAAUGAGAGCACGGAAGGAGGAUCUGUGCCCGCAGGAAGCGUGGAAAGUACCGGGAGGAUCAUCUAUGCCCGCGGGAAGCAUGGAAAGUACCGGGAGGAUCAACAGAUGCGAACCCACCACGUCAGAGCGCCAGCCCGCCCUCCCCAAGACCGACGCAGGAAACUGCGGGGCCUGGAGUCACGUGGGUGGAGCUCACCUCUCGGUCUCCCCCAACCGGCCGGAAGUGGAGCGCGCGCGCCUGCUCAGUGCGUGCUGGCUGGGAGGUCUCGAGCUGGCCUCACGGUUCCUUCCGAGUUGCCGUAGUGUUUGCUCGGCGGGUUGCGUGUGCCGCUUAUGGAGGGAGUGUGUUCGUCGAGUGUUGCGGACGCAUCGGAGUGUGACUUGGAUCUCCGCGGGGUUGGCGGAUGCUGGCCACUUGGGGGAGCAUUGCUUGGUCCGCGUGGUAGCGGAGGAGAUUGAGCAGAAUGUUCACAUCUUACCACAGACAGUUCUUUACAUGGCUGAUUCAGAAACUUUCAUUAGUCUGGAAGAGUGUCGUGGCCACAAGAGAGCAAGGAAAAGAACUACUAUGGAAGCAGCGUUUGCCCUUGAGAAGCUAUUCCCAAAACAGUGCCAAGUCCUUGGGAUUGUGACCCCAGGAAUUGUAGUGACUCCAAUGGGAUCAGCUAACAAUCGACCUCAGGAAAUAGAAAUUGGAGAGUCUGGUUUUGCCCUAUUAUUCCCUCAAAUUGAAGGAAUUAAAAUACAACCCUUUCAUUUUAUUAAGGACCCAAAGAAUUUAACACUAGAAAGACAUCAACUCACUGAAGUAGGUCUUUUAGAUAACCCUGAGCUUCGUGUGGUCCUGGUAUUUGGCUAUAAUUGCUGUAAGGUGGGAGCCAGUAAUUACCUGCAGCGAGUCGUCAGCACUUUUAGUGAUAUGAAUGUCAUCUUGGCUGGAGGCCAAGUAGACAACCUGGCAUCGCUGACCUCUGACAGACACCCUCUGGAUAUUGAUGCCACUGGUGUGGUUGGACUGUCAUUUAGUGGACACCGAAUCCAGAGUGCCACUGUGCUACUCAACGAGGAUGUCAACGAUGAGAAGACCGUUGAGGCUGCAGUGCAGCGCCUUAAAGCUGCCAACAUUCCAGAACGGAAUACCAUUGGCUUCAUGUUUGCAUGUGUUGGCAGGGGCUUUCAGUAUUAUAGAGCCAAGGGCAAUGUUGAGGCUGAUGCAUUUAGGAAGUUUUUUCCUAGUGUUCCUUUAUUUGGCUUCUUUGGAAAUGGAGAAAUUGGAUGUGAUCGCAUAGUCACUGGGAACUUUAUAUUGAAGAAGUGUAAUAAGGUGAAGGAUGAUGACUUGUUUCACAGCUAUACAACAAUAAUGGUACUGAUUCAUCUCGGGUCAUCUAAAUAAAGUCUCCUGUAAAGUGGCUUUCACAAUGUAUAAUUUUCAGGCUCCACCUUUCCUAGAAAAUGGAAACUGGGAUAUGUGUAUUUCAAAAAGAAAAAAAAAAUAAGAGUAAUAUCUUUAUAUGUAUCAGUUUUGUAACUUUGACUCUAAAGAUUAUAUUAGGGGUGGUUUUAACAAGUUAGAUGAAGGGCAGCUUUGUAUGUAACGUAACAGAAACAGAAUUGAGAGCUUUUGCAUCAUGAGGCACAGCCCUGAUUACGGCUGUAUUUCACCUAAUGCUGUGUAAUUUGACUUUAUAGUCUUCUGCAUAGGAAGACUGAAAGAAAAUUCGUCAGUAGGAUGGAGAUUUAAGACAUUCCAUGGCUACCUCUGCAUUGUUAGAUAUUUUAGCAAAAUCAUGAAAACAUUUUUUCUCCCUUAAUGAAGGAGGAAAGAAAAUACAUAGAUACCUUGAGAAAUCUUUCUCUGCUUUACAAUUCUACUGAUUUUUUUCAGAAGCUGUAAAAAUUUUUUAAUGAGUUUUUACUUAUUUGAUAAAAAUUAAGUAAUUAUUUUUGUUCUACUACCCUAAAAUUGCUUAGUCAAAUAAGUUGCCAAGACUAAUCAGUAUUUUGUUACUUUAUAAGGAAGAAAUUUUCCUUUUCCCUCGAUGAAGAAACUGUAAGAGAAAAUGCUUUUCUUCACCAAGUUCUAUAUAGCUAACUGGCAGACCAGACCAUUACAUCACCUUAUUUUGGUUUUAUACCAAUAAAACAUACCAUGGAAACUCA